UUUUGGGAGCAGUCUCGAGGCCCUUUGCUUUUUCCCCUUGCGGAUUAGAUGGGUUCGUCUUCAUCACCCAUCGCUUCAGCAUCCAAUUUUUCGUCAAUCCCAUUUCCAAACCCCAGAAUCAGAAUUCACGUCUCCUACCACUACAAUCAGAAAUUUCAAGUCACUAAUAAAAAGUUGUUCUCAAACGCGGCAGCGGUGUUAGUUGCAGCACCAACAAGACCAAGAAGACUAACAAGGUUACAAGUAAAUCUCGUUAAAUGCAGCAGCAGCAGCAACGGGAAUCAGAAUGAAACGGGUAGCAGUCUCGAGGAUAUACUAUCAGGUAUGGUGGAUGAGAGAGUAGAACAACUGUUCAACAAAGAGGAGAACCGGGUUUUGCUGGAUGGGUUGGAGAAAGCAACCCACAGAGUUGAAAUGGCCAAGAAACAGCUGGCUGAGAUUCAAAGACAAGAACUCGAGGCUAAGCUCCUGAGGGAUUAUGUUAACAAGCUCCAAUCCACUACUUCCCAGUUGAAGAUUGCAGAAUGUCAAAAAGAGAUUUUAGAUGCAAAAGCAAUGGUUGAAGAGGCAGAGCGUGCUUUAAUUGGUGGUAGUGGCGGGGAGGAAGAUUCUUUCACUGCAGUGAAAAUUCAAUCAGUUGACAGAAAUGAAGAGAGACUAGAAUCUGUAAAAGCGGCUUCAAUAUCUGCCAUAGUUGGCACCUUGGCAGGGCUGCCCUUAUCCUUAACUCGAAUAACUGCCAUCUCUGACCUAAUACUCCCUCUAGGAAUUACCUGUGUUAGCUGUGCUUUAUUUGGAGUAACCUUCCGGUAUGCAGUAAGAAGAAAUUUGGACGAUAUUCAUCUCAAGUCAGGAACAUCUGCGGCUUUUGGCGUUGUCAAAGGCCUUGCAACAUUGGGUGCCGAACCAGGUCUGGAGUUGGACACUGACAGCCUUUUGUCAACCGCCCUUGAUGGUGCAGUUUAUGUAUCUGAAAAUCUCUUGAUUUUCUUUUUGGCCGGUAUUGGUUUGGAUUUCUGCAUGAAAGUGGGGUUUCUAAGCCAAUUUCCUAUCGAUACAUCUAUUUCCAACACCAAUACAUGAACAGGCCUCUCAUAUGAUGGAAAAUUUCUUUGGUUGCGGCGAACUUGCAAACCUGUAUUGUUUGGACAGCCAUUUUUCAAAGAAAAAUUGCUACUUUUCCGUGAACACAUUUUUCAGUUACCUUUUUACUUCACAUAUAUCAAACAGUAAUUUUUUUACAAAAAUUCUAGAAAAAUGCAAUCCAAACACAAGAUGAACCAACAAUAUUGCUGCUUGGAAAAAUCAUGGAUCAGUCGCUCUUGUUGUCAAUCACACAAGCCCGUGCCAAGCUACGAAAGACUGAGGGCUGAAAAGCCAGGCUGCUGCCGCCAACCACUUGUUCCUUCAACUAGUGCAAUUUAUGCUUAAACCCUCGAUAGUACCUGCUACAGAGCGGAUGAGCUGCACACAAACUUGAUACAAUUCAACUGCAGUGGCCUUUCUCUGAAGCUUCGCCUAAAUUAAGCAACUGUUAUGGAAUCUUUACCGUAAAAUGAAAGGCUGAAGAACCAUUUGCAGUUUUUCUGUA
Molecule: messenger RNA, 1591 nt
Organism: Coffea eugenioides
Lineage: Eukaryota; Viridiplantae; Streptophyta; Magnoliopsida; Gentianales; Rubiaceae
Exons: 3
Coding region: 49-1083 (344 amino acids)
Source: RefSeq, a predicted model, not a curated record